Molecule: messenger RNA, 1278 nt
Organism: Asparagus officinalis (garden asparagus)
Lineage: Eukaryota; Viridiplantae; Streptophyta; Magnoliopsida; Asparagales; Asparagaceae
Product: 2-dehydro-3-deoxyphosphooctonate aldolase-like
Exons: 14
Coding region: 193-1065 (290 amino acids)
Biological process (GO): monosaccharide biosynthetic process
Cellular component (GO): cytoplasm; cytosol
Molecular function (GO): 3-deoxy-8-phosphooctulonate synthase activity
Source: RefSeq, a predicted model, not a curated record
GAAUAUUCGCAAAAUUAAACUAAUACAAUCACAAUGCACAACACUACAAAUGAUGCCACUCUCUUAACUAUUUCACUCAUUCCUCCAAAAAUAAAAAAUUAAAAAAAGGAAAAAGAACUAUUUCACUCAUUCCCUGUUAAUCCCUGUAGAGCCUGUUAAGCUUCAGACACGAGCAGAUUAAUCAAUCAAGAGAUGGAUAGCUCUGUGGCUCUUUUCAACCAGCUCAAGAACGCAGAGCCCUUCUUCUUGUUGGCUGGGCCUAAUGUGAUUGAGUCUGAGGAGCAUGUAAUGAAGAUGGCCAAGCGCAUAAAAGAUGUGACAUCUAAGCUUGGAUUGAAGUUGGUUUUCAAGUCGAGUUUUGACAAGGCUAAUCGUACUUCCUCGAAAUCGUUUCGUGGCCCUGGCUUAGAGGAGGGCUUGAAGAUACUUGAGAAGGUUAAACUGACAUAUGAUCUUCCUAUAGUGACAGAUGUGCAUGAGAGUAGCCAGUGUGAAGCUGUUGGAAGAGUUGCUGAUAUAAUUCAGAUUCCUGCCUUCCUCUGCAGACAGACUGAUCUCUUGGCUGCAGCUGCCAAGACUGGGAAAAUUAUCAAUAUCAAAAAGGGCCAGUUUUGUGCUCCUUCUGUCAUGGUAAACUCUGCUGAAAAAGUUAGGCUUGCUGGGAAUCAAAACGUUAUGGUCUGUGAGCGAGGCACAAUGUUUGGUUACAAUGAUUUGAUUGUUGAUCCCCGCAACUUUGAAUGGAUGAGGGAAGCAAAUUGCCCAGUUGUUGCCGAUGUUACACAUGCACUACAACAACCUGCAGGCAAAAAGCUGGAUGGUGGAGGUGUUGCAAGUGGAGGUCUCCGUGAAUUAAUACCAUGUAUUGCAAGGACAUCAGUUGUUGUUGGGGUGGAUGGCCUCUUCAUGGAGGUUCAUGAUGACCCCUUGAGUGCACCCGUAGAUGGCCCAACACAAUGGCCUCUGCGCCACUUGGAGGAGCUGCUAGAAGAGCUCAUAGCAAUAGCUAGGGUCUCGAAGGGGAAAAGGCCAUUCAAAAUUGAUCUCACGCCAUUUCGUGAUUAACGUGAAGUAAUUAUACUCAAAAUCUGUUACUAAGUGUAAUGCUUUUCCUCUGCCUUGCAUCAGGCAUUACCUGCCAUUGUGAUAUUUUUCUGAAUCCUUUUUCAGUAGUUGUACGACUCAGCAGUCGCUCAUGUUGUGUUUACAUUAAAAUCAGUAUAUCAGGAUUUAUGUUGUGGUUCUCAAUCUCAAAUAUAAUAGUGUACGUUGUUCCCA